Didymodactylos carnosus is the source of this 963-nucleotide messenger RNA. The record is from the annotation of a GenBank genome assembly. Lineage: Eukaryota; Metazoa; Rotifera; Eurotatoria; Philodinida; Philodinidae.
AUGGUUGCAUGUGGUACUGGUACACCGAUUCCGACAUCACGUGGUCGUGGUUGUUUCACUAUUAUAAUUGAAAAUGUUGAUUAUUUAGUGUUUGAUAUUGGUAUGGGGGCUGAAGCAACAUUAAAUUCAUUUAAUAAUACUGAUCAACUAUCAUUAAUUACUAAUAUAUUUAUAACACAUUAUCAUGGUGAUCAUACUGGCGGUAUACCGGGUGCGUUAAAUUUAGGUUAUCUUCUUGGCAGAAAAAAUUCAUCACAAGCUAUUGCAAUACAUGGAGCAGAUAAUGAAUUAUUAUAUAAUUUAACACAGGGUAUGAGACACUUUUACGCUAUGGAUACAAUAAAUCGACAACUCUUAGUCGACUUUCCAAGAAAUAUAUGUACACCGACGUUUAACACACCAACUAAUCCACAACUGGAUCCAACAAUAUUUGAUUCAUUGAACUUUGUUAGUACACCAUUUGAUCCACCACCACUUGAUAAUAAAACUCAAGUAAUUGUUUAUCAAAAUAAAAAACAUAAUUUAACUGUUAAAGCAUUUCGUGUAUAUCAUUAUACCGCAAAUCCAGCCGUCGGAUAUAAUAUUCAAUAUAAGAAUAUUAAAAUUUCAAUUAGCGGUGAUACGGUCGGUUAUCCAACAACACGUGCUAUUUUGAAUGCCGCUAAAAAUGCUGAUUAUCUGAUACACGAAGUUAUGAAUGGAACAUACAUUCAUAAAGUGGUUCAAUCACAUUCUUCAGCAUUUGAUAAAUUUUACUCUGAAUGUCAAGUCUAUGAUGCACAUACAACAAUUCCACAAUUGGCAACAUUAGCUAAAUUAGCCAAUGUGAAAAACUUAAUUUUAACACAUAUCGUGCCAUCUCCUUUAACAAAAGAAGAUGAAACAAGAUUAAAAGAUGCCAUUGCUGAAACAUAUAAGGGUAAAAUUUAUAUUGCAGCUGACUAUGAUUAUUGGUUGGUAUAA